Messenger RNA from Seminavis robusta, 2812 nucleotides. Lineage: Eukaryota; Bacillariophyta; Bacillariophyceae; Naviculales; Naviculaceae. The record is from the annotation of a GenBank genome assembly.
CAACGUUCCAGGGAUGGAGGAUGACUCCAUCGCUCUCCAGAUUACUCGUAGUAAAAAGCACGUUCUUUACGAACUGGAUACGAAUCCCUCAUUUCAGCACUGGCGAUUGCAAUAAUUCACUUUGAAUUUAUUUGAUGGCUCUUGAUUGGCGGAUGUAUCAUCUGGGCAGGCUGUGCUGCUCUGGCUGGGUGGAUGAGAGGCCGCAUGAUUUAAGUGAAGUCCCAAAAUGUUGGUCAGUGGUUGAUGAAUCAGUUAAAGAAUGCAAGAUUGUUUCUGGCCAGUGUGUUCUGGUGUUUCAAGGGGUCCACAUGCGUAUGAUUUACUGUAUACAAUCAGUAGGAGUAGUCCACCACGUCAGGACACUGAUAUCGCUCCCGGAUUGAAAAAAGUGUCCAAGCGGAGCCUUUCGGCCUUUAUCUCGCUGGAGGAGAUGCAGGGUCAAACAUACAAGUUCGGUACAGUGGUGUAGCUCCUAGCUAGCUGGAAACAGCACUGCCCAGCACAGGGGAGGAUCUUCUGGGCACUCUUGCUGCUUGCAGGAUCUCUUGCUAGUGAGGCCUCUUUGUAUGAUCAUAAAAAUACUUUCUCACCCACAAUCAAUCAAGCUAAAAGAAUGGAGCAACAACUAGUAAUCAACGUGAACAUUUGCGGUGACGGCAACGUCGACACUCGAGAAGCCGUGGUGAAAGCUCUGGAGAGUGUUGAUCUUCGGGCCGCUGUGAGUGCGAGACUGUUGAGCAAUCCCAGUGACUAUCUUCCGCAACAACCCGGCCGUCGCGCGUCGGUAGCUCCGGCUCAGUGUGGCUAUCCUUACCAUCAUCAUGAAGCUCCUGCUCCCAACACGUACUGGCAAGCACCUCUUCCCAAGGCGACUCAUCGACCCCGUUCUCGCUCCUCCAACGACCUUGCUGGUCUUGUCAUUGAGAUCCAAAAGCAAGACCGCGACGAUGAUGCUAGUACCAUUGCUACCAGCGCCACCAGUGCCUUUCGCCGCAGUCGGUCUUCCAAUGACCUAAGAAGUCUCACCAGUCUCACUAUGGGAAAGACUCCCAGUCGAGGCAACAUCAAGGAAGAAGCCCUCGCAAACAUGAAUAACCCUGGCCCUAACAGUCGCUUCAGCCGGGACAACCGGUCUGGAACGGGGCGCCGCUCUCGAUCUGCCAACAGCCUUCGAAGCAUCAGUGGCAGAGUGCCACUCACUCGAGAACAGCUUCAGAUGCAUCCUUCCGUUACCACACGCACCAGCCGCACCGUGCCCGCAGAAGACACGGUUCCCCCGCCUUUGAUGUCAGCGAAGCGUCGUGGGUCCACGGGCACGCUCCAGCAGAGCCUCGUCUCGGACGUGACUACACCCACGACCGCCUGUCGUUGGAACGCCAACAGUCACAUGUUGCCCUCGCAGUGUUGUUCAUCCGCCGAAGAGAGCGACGGUGGACACGGCAGUGGUGCCGACAGUGACAGUCGCGUCUACAAGACUGCACAAGGCAAACGCCGUCGGGAACGCACGCGGCAAAACCGAGAUGCCCAAGGACGACCCGUUCGCAGUCGAUCGGCCAAUGGUCUUCGACGAACCGUCAACAGCUUUCCCGUCCACCAAUCCAGCAAGCCCGAUAACUGGGUUCCCGAAGUCGUCGCACAGGCGCCGCAGCAGCAGCCUGUUGGACGAUACAGUCGCUCCAGUGCACUCAAGGAGUCGUCGGACGCGGGCAGUGUCGUCUCGGCCGGUUCCGCCAGUCUCAUCGUGCCUCCCAACAUGCCGCAACGAAUGGGAAGCCUCACGGAGACGGAUGUGGAGCGAGUCCACGAACGGCAAAAGCGACGAUCGCGCAGUCGUCAACGUUCCUUGACUCGCAAUCUGUCGGCCAAUGGCUCCGAAGCAAUGCAGCAGGAAACUACUAAACCCGCCCCCCAGAUUCGUCGCACCCUGUCGAGUGGCAACUCGGUCGUUUCCGAACUCACAACUCCCCCCGCAAGGCCACAACGCAUGCCAAGUCGCAACGAAGAAGACGAUCGUGGUAUGCUUCUUUCCAAGGCAAACAACAGAAAGCCACAGCCGAUCAAGUCGACCAUUCGUCGCAAUCGAUCGGCCAGUGACCUCAUGAGCGCCUGCUCCGUCCCGGCCCAUGUCGGUAGCAACCCCGAGAAGCAGCCUGUGACACAACGCCGUCGCAAGUCGUUUGGAGAAGGCGACUUGCAGAAGCAAAUGAUGCAACGCAAGCGAGAAAGCUUGGAUUCCUCUUACACGGACCUCUUUGGAGGAUUCCGAGACCGUCCAUCGUGCAAACCGUCGCGUCGUGGAAGCAAGGAUUUCCAGUCCACUUCGGGUCGAACCGAGACGACUCGUUCGUACUACGGUGAUCUCUUCUUGGCGGAGGAAGAAGAAGAAGAGGCACACGGUCCUGAACAUGACGAAGACCACUACAGUGAUUCGGACGACGACUCGGAUAGCGAUUCUGAAGAAGAAGAUGAAUCGGAAUCAUCCUCUAUCGAGGAGGCGGAAGAACUCGUCGCGCCUCCGAGUGUCUAUCCCAUCAAGAGAGCAUCUUGCGAGUCCAUUGGUUCCGUCCACUCCAUGGCUCCUUGGUCCUGUAUGUGCGGUGAGGUCAACGAAGCUGACGCCAACUUUUGUGGAAUGUGCGCGCGAUACAAAAAGUGGACCUGCACCGAGUGUUACUUUGCCAACAACAAGUGCCGGGCCAUCUUCUGCGGUGGAUGUGCCAAGCAGAGGUCUGCCAUGGCAUAGCUUCUUUACCAACAAUGGACUGAUCCUUGUUGUUCUAAUACAAAACAUUAUAAAGACAAGUCUUGCCUC